Mycetomoellerius zeteki is the source of this 1953-nucleotide messenger RNA. RefSeq lists its product as uncharacterized. Gene Ontology annotation, cellular component: cytoplasm; RISC complex; RISC-loading complex. The transcript is spliced from 6 exons. The coding region runs from base 526 to 1836 and encodes 436 amino acids. Gene Ontology annotation, molecular function: siRNA binding; double-stranded RNA binding. Gene Ontology annotation, biological process: regulation of regulatory ncRNA processing; siRNA processing. NCBI's taxonomy places the organism in Eukaryota, Metazoa, Arthropoda, Insecta, Hymenoptera, Formicidae. The record is from RefSeq and is a predicted model, not a curated record.
UAGUGCGUUACAUGAACGCGCUAAACAUAAAUGAUGCUGAUUGGUCGUAUUACUUUACCGAGAUUCCGUUUUCCGAAAUUUCGACUAUCAUAUAGAAACAUCCUUAUGGCCAAUUUGUUCAUUUCUAGAUCAUUUUAUCUAUCAGAUAUCUUCCAGAUAUCUCAUAGAUAAAGUUAUCAGUAACUUAUCUAGAAGUGAAGAAAUUAGUCAUUAUUCGACUCUAGAAUUUGAACCUCUGGUUCUACUGGUAAGAAGUAGUUCGGACCGUUUGAAGCCAGUCUUCCUCCACUGAGAAAGUUCAAGAAAUAGAAAAAACAAAAGCUAGCAGAGUCUACAGUCUUUUUGAUUUCAAUAGUGAAUUUUUCAUCCAAUUUUGUGUAAAUGUGUAAAAAAACUAAUUAAUAAAAUACGAAAUAGAGCAACGCUGUGUAUUCCAAUUUCGUUCGAAUAAACGAGGAACAUUGUGACGUGGAAUAAUCGAGAUUACGUCAGUCUUAUCCUACAUUGUACCGUUAACGUUAUAAAAUGGCUAAGUCAGAAAUUAACAUGUUACAAGAGUUGUCGGUUAAACAAGGAUUUAUGCCUAUUUAUAAUUUUUCCGAAAAAAAUAUUAGUUACAAGAAGCAAUUUAUAUGUAACGUGGCUUGUAAAAAAUUUAUGGCACAUGGUACAGGGAAUACAAAAAAAGAAGCCAAGCAUAAUGCUGCAAGAAACAUGCUGUCAAUGUUGGCCACAAAUUAUAAUGAUAAUGAUAAUGAUAAUGAUGUUUCGUUACCAACAGUUACUUCAUCAGUAGUUACUCCACUAGCAGAUACUUCACCAGUAGUUACUCCACUAGCAGAUACUUCACCAGAAGUUACAAACAUAUCACAAGACUCUGUAAAAGUCUGCAACACAUCUCCAAAUGAAUACAUCUCAAAUGAACAAUUCACUGUUGAACAUAAUUACAUUGGAAUGUUGCAAGAGUUCUGCCAACAACGAAAAAUGUCAACGAAAGACAUUCGGUACGAACUUGUUUAUGACGAAGGAUUAGCUCACAUGAAAACAUUUACUAUGAAAGUCAGUUUGGGAUCAUUAUGUGAAAGAGGCACGGCACAGUGUAAGAAGUCUGCUAAACAAGAAGCUGCAAAAAAAAUGCUACUAUAUCUUAAUCCAAACGCAAUAGCUAAUAAAAACAUAGACAUACAUAAGAUCAAUGAUAAGGAGACACUUGAGAAUAAUAUACGAGAAUUCGGUACAAAAAUAUUAGAUUGCAUUAACAUUAACAAAGAUACUUCAUCAGAGGAAAAGUUAUCGGAAGAUGCAAAGUCGAUCUAUCUGAAAUAUAGUAAAAGAACUAAUGUAAUUAAUCAAGAAAUCAAUCCCUUAUCAGUCAAGGACUUCCAUAUGUUAUUUGAGAAGAAUUACUCUAAUAAAAUUACAUACUGUAUGAAACAAAAAAUGCAAAUUAUAAUGGACAGAUACGCCGAUGAUCCACAUAAGAUGCACAGUAUCAGACAAGAUAUAGAAGAAGUAUUAAAAGUUAAGAUACAACAAGUCAUUGCAUAUAGCAAAUCACAGAACUACUUGAUAGGCUUACGCUUGUUGUCCAAUCCUUGUAUUACGCAAUUCGGCAUAGGUUAUUGGCCAGGCGACCCAAGGGUUGAAACUAGGCCAUUGAGAUCCAGAGCCUGUAGUGUGAUUACAACUUUAGGGCAUAGCAGUUCCAGUGAUGCAGUCACUGCAGUCCAAUGCACCGACAAAGAACUAUCAACUUUUUACGCACUUUCAACUAUUUCUAGCCACGUUCAGAGAUGUUACCCUGGUACCCCCGUAUAUCAUCCUAUCUUUGUUUAACAUUGGGUGAACAAGGAUAAAAUCGAUACACUCGGGAAUACAUCACGAAUAACUUGUAAAAAUGUCAGACGUACGUAUUCUGGGUAAACGAUUAGCGCAACGCAUCGGUCAGGAGGC